AAAGAAUCUAAUUUGUUGUGUCAAACUAAUUCCGAUUCGAAUAAUGGUUAGGACUAACGUUUUAGCAGAUUGUUUAAAAACUAUAAAUAAUGGUGAACGAAAAGGAAAACGCCAAGUUUUAAUUAGACCUUCAUCCAAAGUUAUAAUCAAAUUUCUAACAGUAAUGAUGAAGCAUGGUUAUAUUGGAGAAUUUGAAUAUGUUGAUGAUCAUAGAUCUGGUAAAAUCGUUGUAAAUUUAAUUGGAAGGUUAAACAAAUGUGGUGUAAUUAGUCCGCGAUUUGAUGUACCAUUAAGAAAUUUAGAAAAAUGGACCUCCAAUUUAUUACCCUCAAGACAAUUUGGGUAUAUCGUUUUAACAACCUCAUCUGGUAUUAUGGACCAUGAGGAAGCACGACGGAAACAUGUUGGUGGGAAGAUCCUUGGAUUUUUUUUUUAAUAUAAACAUGUGUGAUUUGAUAUGAAAUAAAUUAUUUGAAUAGCCA
Messenger RNA from Gordionus sp. m RMFG-2023, 482 nucleotides. Its product is annotated as small ribosomal subunit protein uS8A. NCBI's taxonomy places the organism in Eukaryota, Metazoa, Nematomorpha, Gordioida, Chordodea, Parachordodidae. Gene Ontology annotation, cellular component: ribosome; cytosolic small ribosomal subunit. Gene Ontology annotation, molecular function: structural constituent of ribosome. The transcript has 5 exons. The record is from RefSeq and is a predicted model, not a curated record. Bases 44 to 436 code for a protein of 130 amino acids. Gene Ontology annotation, biological process: translation.